Puntigrus tetrazona (Sumatra barb) is the source of this 587-nucleotide messenger RNA. Its product is annotated as gastrula zinc finger protein XlCGF49.1-like. Gene Ontology annotation, cellular component: transcription regulator complex; PcG protein complex. The annotation marks the transcript as partial. Gene Ontology annotation, molecular function: RNA polymerase II cis-regulatory region sequence-specific DNA binding; DNA-binding transcription factor activity, RNA polymerase II-specific. The record is from RefSeq and is a predicted model, not a curated record. Gene Ontology annotation, biological process: regulation of transcription by RNA polymerase II. The transcript has a single exon. Lineage: Eukaryota; Metazoa; Chordata; Actinopteri; Cypriniformes; Cyprinidae.
UUUUAAUAUUCUGAAUUUAAUUUUUUUUGUUUUGCUACAGAGCCGAUGGAGGAGAACAAGGAGAGUGAAGAUCUGCGUGAGGAACAUCAUGACAAACCUGGAGAAAAACCUUUCAGUCACUCAAAGGCUAAAAAGACAUUUUCAAAGAAAAGAAGAGCCGAGAAAACUUUCACCUGCGCUCAGUGCGGGAAGAGCUUCAAACGUGAAUCAAGUCUUGAGAUCCACAUGAGGAUCCACGCUGGAGAGAAGCCAUUCGUGUGUGUCCAGUGUGGAAAGAGUUUCAUGGACAAGUGGAAACAUAAAAGACACAUGAAAAUCCACACCGGAGAGAAACCGUUUACAUGUGAUCAAUGUGGGAACAGUUUCGUGGAUUCGGCGUACCUUAAGAUUCACAUGAGGAUCCACACUGGAGAAAAGCCCUUUACUUGUGAUCGGUGUGAAAAGCGAUUCUCAACCAAGCAAAGUCUUGAGCUUCACUUGAGGGUUCACACUGGAGAGAAACCAUUCAUGUGUGUACAGUGUGGAAAGAGGUUCUCGGGAAAAACAAACUGUCAGCGUCACAUGAGGAUCCACAUCGGAGAGAAGCC